AAGAGCUAAAGGUUCUUGUUGACUUGGCCUUGAUCUCUGCUGGUGAAAGUGAUAUGGAAACUGACCGCAUAUCCAGUCUACAUACCAGCUGUCUCGGUUUUGCUCCUCUGAUAUUUGACCUCAAAGAGAGCGAAGAACAAAGAGUGAACUUUGGUCAACUGAUGAACGCCUGUGAUCCUGUAUGGAAAGCAGUCGAGACGGAUAAGAUGUUACCCGAAAAACUGAAAGACACUAGUAGACAUCUGGAAUGGCUAAAAACUGUUAAAGAGUCCCACGGUUCGGUUGCUAUGACAUCAUUAGUGCAGGCCAAGACCAUCAACUCCAGUGGGGUAUAUGUUGUUGGUCACUUGGACACCAAAAAGGGUCCGUCACCAGAACAAGGAAAACGAUUGUCAUUCAAAGAUGUGAUCCAACUGACGCUUCCCCUUAAGAAUGGACGUGAAAAGGAGCAGAAGAAAACUUACUCUAUUGACGAACUAAAGGAUUUGCAGAGUAAACUGAUGUUGAUCGCAGGAAAGGCUGAAAAAGGGAAGGAUGACGUGGAACAGUUUGUGAGGAAUCUUGAAGGUGUAAUGCGUUUAGCGACUGCGUACAUCAGUCUCUUUGAAUGUGGUUACAUUCAUCGCAUGGAUUGGAAACAAGAGUUUCACUGUAGCAAAGACCAAGUCGCGGGCGAAUCUAUUGCGGAGGAUCUGGAAAAGGAAAGCUCCUUCAUGGAAAGGUGUUACAUGAACUGGAAGAAGAGGGUCAGUGAUGCAAGGAAGGAGUAUAGAGAAUUGAAUCUAUUCACAACACAGCAGUUGAUGAUAUUGAGGAAGGAAAUUGCCACAGUUUGCCACAGCAACGACCUUACUAUGGGCAACACCCAAGUUCUCACUCUGCUGGAAAGUGUUCGUCCCUAUUUAACCAGCAAGCAGUUAAAAUUAGCGAUAGAGCGUGCUUUUUAAGGACACGGAUUUACUAGAGAACGCUAGAGGCACAGCGCCGCUACCUUCGUUCACUCCAGUUCCAUCACAGGACGAAAUGGUGACUCGUAGGUCAGUGUUUGACAACAACAACCAUCCAGGGACGAGUUCCUUAACAGAAACCAGUAAGAGUCCAGUACAAACUGUUACCGCCAAGAAACCAAAGGCAAGGGAGACAUCAAAGAUUCAAAGUUUCUUGAAUGCAGCAGCAGAUGAUGGUUAUUCGGAGCAGAGUGCGUUGGCUGCUUUGGCGAGUUUGGGUGUUGAUGCAGAAGAAGACGACUUGCUGUUAUGGUGUCUAGAAGAAGCCGACGAAGCUGAUAUCGAGGCUCUUUACGAAGAUGCAAAGCGAAAUCCCAUGAUCGCGUGAGAAGUAUUCUCAGAUGAUGUCGAAUCUGUUGAGCAGGAAAU
Stylophora pistillata is the source of this 1376-nucleotide messenger RNA. Its product is annotated as E3 ubiquitin-protein ligase rnf213-alpha. The record is from RefSeq and is a predicted model, not a curated record. Gene Ontology annotation, molecular function: ubiquitin-protein transferase activity; ATP hydrolysis activity. Lineage: Eukaryota; Metazoa; Cnidaria; Anthozoa; Scleractinia; Pocilloporidae.